UUUGGCUCAACGAUCAUGGCCGUCUUGCGCGACAAUGAGUGUUGGCCAUUAGGCGCUCCCGUUCGUCUUUGAACGAUUUUCCAUUUUGUUUUAGAAAGCAACCACAAGACGGAAGUGUUCAUUUGAUGAAGAUGGUUUCGGCCUUACUUCACCUAUAGCGUUCUGGGGAUGGAGUUGUAUCGUGCUUUGUCGUUGAUUUGAUCGUUUUUUCUGGCAAUGAGAGAGCAAAAGGAACCUUGUCAGAAUAAUGGUGUGAAGAGGACAAAAAGACCAUUGUUGCAAGAACUUCAGGAGAGGUUGAGUCACCUGUAAUCAGUUUGGAGGGGUAGACGUCGUGGUGUGCACCUGGGCAGGUCUACUGGAAGUUGAGAUAUUUGCGCAUGCUGCCUGGUGACAAGAUCAGGAAAAUUUUCUGAAGUACUUAGAGCUUUCGUCAUGUUGAAGUCUAGCUAAGCACGUGGUAUUGUUUCCCCUAGUAUAGUAAGUAGCCUUGAACAAGAUGGCGUCUUCCGGAACAACCAGCCAGAGUGAAGAAUCGCGGUUGUUGAAGGCCGCGGGGGCGGCAGUUGAGGCACGUUCGCUUUCCUCAACCGAAAAGCAGGAAGUAGUACAGAAGCCAGCGUCGUCCGAUGAGACGUGGCUUGGGCGACAUGUCCGAGAGCGGCCAGUAUUGACAACAAUUCUGUGGAUACGCCGAGGAAAAGGCUACAGCUCUUGACUAGACGGCCUUAGAAGUGUGGCUGGAUGAACAUGAACAUGUUGCUUCGCCUGCUUUGCAUGAGAGAAGAAUAGGGUUACUUAUGAUACUGCUCCGAAUGAUAAUGAUGUAUAAUUAAAUCUUGUUCAUGGUCUCAUCAGCUGAAGAAAGUAGCCCACAGUCAGGAAGAAAUUUCUUUUUGCUGAGGAUGGUAGAUGCCGUUGAUGCUCGCGGCAAGUGCCGGAUUGAUAGCAUUCAACAAGACGCUGGUGAACGGUCCCUUUCCGUUUGCUAUGCAAGAAAAAAACUGUGUAACAGGUGUAACUCUGUAAUGCAGAGCAUGCAACAGUAGAGUUAAGUACGCCUGUCAUGCGCAUGCCAGACGACCAUGAAGUCCUCUUUUCGUGUGUGUUUUCCCUUACACGCCACGAACUACAUUGGCAGGCUUUCUGUGUCAUGUAGAGCAAAUUUUUGAUGCUGUCAGGCAAAGUCACACGAACACAGUUUUUUUCUUGGAUAUUUACCACCGCCCUGACGUGCUGGCACAUGUUCUGCUGCACUCUGUUCGCCUGGACCAUGUUUGCGUUGCAGCCGGAUUGCUUUCCCACGAUGAAGACGCUGCGGCAGCAAGCGGAUGCGCACCAGACACGGCAGAGUCUGCUUUUCGUGGUGCCCAUCGCGGUGUGUUUUAGCUCGUCCGUGGUGUUCUCCAAUGUUGCGUACAAGUACGCUUCCAUCGCUUUUCUGCAGAUGAUGAAGGAGCUGAAUGUGGGGAUCAUCUACUGUUUCUCCCUUCUCGCCGGGAUUGAAACGGUGCAGUGGCGUCUCAUCCUCGUGCUCACCGGGCUUGUCGGCGCCAGUUACUUUUCCAUCACGGGGGAGGCCGAUUUCGUGCUCCUGGGCUUCCUCGUGCAGGGGGCGUGCCAGCUGCUCGAGUGCACGCGCGUGGUCGCCACCAGCAAGGUACUCUCGACGCUCAGCCUGGGGUUCACGCGCAUCGACGCCAUGUCCUUCAUGCUGGUCAUGUCCCCCGUGUCGGUCCUCUACCUGUCCGUCGUGCUCUGGAUCCGCUGGGACCCCUUGACGCAGGUAUGAGAUGAGUGCACGACUCCCCCUCGUCCCCGUGCUUAGUACUCAUGCAACAUGAAGACCCCUAAGCCUAAUCGGCUCUUUGCCUCUUGGCAUUACUUGCAUGACGCGUUGUUCAUUCUGGCGGCCCAAACAGAAACAGCACGACAAUCCUAUGCAAUUUUUACACGCAAAGCCUCCAUUCUUGGCGACGCUACUUGUAUCGCUGUUCACCACGCAGGGGCCCUACAAAGGAUGGGGAGCAGGGGAGUUCUUGUGCACUCUCAUAACAGGAGCGGUUCGCGGAGAACUUUUCCCUGCUGGCGGGAAACGGGCUGGUCGCCGUGUAUUGCAAGAAAAAAGUGCUACAGUUACACAUUGUGUUGCAAGACCGGCAACACAGAGGACCUUUCUCAUGCAGGAAAUGCUUGGGAGCCUCGUUUCCUUCCUGUUUUCCCUUAUGACCUUCGCAUUACAAGUUUUCUCUGCCACACAGAGAAAAUUUGUGAUGCAGAAACUCCAACAAAUGUGUAACUGUAACACUUUUUUGUCGUGAUACCGUGCUGCUGAACAUGAUUAUUGUGCUGACGAUGACCGCCUUCUCGCCAUUAACCAUGAUCGUGGCUGGAGUCGUCAAAGACGUCGUCAUCGUCUCCGCGGGCGUACUGCUCUUCCACGAAGUCAUUUCCGCACAGCAGUGCUGUGGCUUCACCCUGCAAGUCUGCUGUGUAGCCUGCUACUCCUAUCUGCGCGCGUCGUCGUCGUCGUCGUCCGCACCUGGUGCCAAGGCCGAGCCGCCGAAAGAAGUAGUACGUGGAGAGGAUCUUCACGCGGCGGACGAAGAGACCAAAAUGCUCCUCCGUUCUGGGGAGCACCCGGUCGUGUCGACGGAUGAUGACGGCAGCGGAAGUGCGUCAAGCUCUUCUGGCUUGACUGGCUCUGUCGCGGGCGGGGACCUAGUGGAUCAUCGGCACCAUCAAAUUCGCUCCAACAAAAAAGCGCCGCUGGUGCGCGUCGACAAGGAUUAUGGUACGACGAGCAGUACUAGCCAUGGCAUUUCCGCCGCGGAGCAAGUUUAGACUGAUGGAUCUACUUGCAGUGGUCCUCGUGCAGUUGCCGGAAUGGGCAAGGCAUCAUACCUAGGACUAUAAUUUCCACACGGCAUCCGUAUCUACAAGUAGACGGCUCUUUUUAGUGUGUGUCUGUUUUUUUGAGGAUAGAGCCUUCUUUUUAAUGCAAUCUGAUCAACAUCAAAUGUUUCAACGUACAAGUCAGUGGUGAGAUAGCAAAAGCCCAACGUUCUUUCAGCUUCACAAUGAACACUGAAAAACAAAAAAAGUGGAUGCCAGUCAAGAAAACCAAGAAAGCAGCUUGAUUAUGGCUAUGCGGGUCCUCAACGGAAGUUGGUGAAUUAAUGGAUCUCUAAGAAGCUACAGAUGAAAAAUAGAAGUCGUUCUCCUCUUCGAAGCUGCACAUUGGAGAGAUUCUCGUUGAAGGCGAAGCGAGCGAAAACUAUACCGAUGACAAAGACAGCAGCGCGAGCUGCGGAACAUCAACCCGUAUAA
Molecule: messenger RNA, 3330 nt
Organism: Amoebophrya sp. A120
Lineage: Eukaryota; Dinophyceae; Syndiniales; Amoebophryaceae
Source: the annotation of a GenBank genome assembly